AUGACGAAAUUGAUUCUUCUGUGUGAAAUAGAUGAAACAGGCAAUCAAGAUAGAGGGCCAAAAUCAGAGCGAGAAGAUGUAAGGACAGAAGCAAAGGUUGAUUUUUAUGGAGAAGGGCAUGAACAUGCAGCAAGCACUGAACUUGAUGUGUUACAAGGACUGCCUCCUUAUAAUCCUCAGCAUGACAGGUUCGCUGGUACUCAGUACUUUCUUCCUAUCAACAUUAGGAUUUUUAAGGGAAUAUUUAAAAAUAAAAUAAAAACAUCUAAAGACUCCACAUUGCCUAAUGUCUCUCGUGUAAAAGAACAGAUGGAAGCCGGUUUUCGGCCACUAGAACCUAAGAAUAUUCCUAGCACAAGAAAUGAAGUUUUAAAGACAAAAGGCCGGCAGGGUGCGGCGGGCACCAGAGCACUAUCCACCAAUCAGCGCGAAUUUAAGAGUUUGCCCACAGGGAGCCGGAAGCCGGCAGCCUGUACCAAAGCGCCCAGACACAUAGGGUUUGGAGCACCGGCGGCUAUGCCCGCGGGGGGCUAUUCCAGCGUGAGGAUGCACGCUUUGUCAGCCAUCGACGCACCUGUGAGCGAGCGGCUUCUGCACCGGGGCCCCCAGUACUUGCGCCAGCACCUGGACGCUGCGCGGCCGGCGAGUAAGAGCGCAGUGGAGAGGUUGGCCGCCGACCGCCUCAAGUACGUGAAGAGCCAGCCGGUUGCCGGCCCCACUGGCCGGAGCUCCACUUCCGAGAGCAGCAGCGAGAGUUGCUCCUUGGUGAGCCGGAGAAGCGCCCACGACACCCUCGGCGGGGAGGAGAAGGCAGCGGGUGCUUCCCAGCCCCCCGCCCGCGCUCCGUGCCCGGUGGCCCGCAGAGUCAUUGCCCGGAAGCCUCUGAGGCCGGACUCACUGGUCAUCUACCGGCAGAAAUGCGAGUUUGUUAAAGGGCCGGGGACCGACAACUCCAGGGGGGGCUUGGUGAAGAAGCUCUUUCAAGGGCCAGGCAAGGACAAAGCACUUGUGGCCCCUGAGAUGCCAAAAGUUAGAGAGGAGGUCAAAGAGGCAAAAGCCAAUGAUGAGGAUACUUCCCCUAGAAAGGCCUCAGUGAGCAGCCUUGGCCCCAGCACUGUCACUAGUUCAGUAGUGCCCCAGGAGCUAACUGCCCUCUCCCUAUCUGGUGGGGCACCCAGCAGGUGCCAAGCUGCACCCCCUGGUCCUGAGCUCCCGGAAGUUAGGCGCAGAGGCCUGCACCGUUCUCAAUCUGAUAUCAGCUCCAGGUACUCUAAAUCCAUUGCUGAGUUUGACACCUUCUUUCAAUACUGUGGCCUGGAUCCGGAGGUGGUGGAGGACCUUGGUAGGGAAAACUUCUCUGCAGGAUCAGACCACAUAGCCUUCAAAGUCCGUAGCGUGAGCAUAGCCACAUCAGACAGUGGCUUCUCCAGGCACAGCUGCAAGGAAGAUGGACUGCAGGAAGAGGAGCUGAUAGAGCAAGCCCCCGCUACGACCUCAGUCGUCGAGAAGAAUGCCCGCAUCAUUAAAUGGCUGUACACCUGUAAGAAGGCCAAAGAGACUGCCAGCAAGGGGCAAUAG
This is a messenger RNA of Chrysochloris asiatica (Cape golden mole), 1578 nucleotides long. Its product is annotated as protein FAM110C-like. The record is from RefSeq and is a predicted model, not a curated record. The transcript is spliced from 5 exons. Gene Ontology annotation, biological process: regulation of cell projection assembly; positive regulation of cell migration. Gene Ontology annotation, cellular component: cell cortex. NCBI's taxonomy places the organism in Eukaryota, Metazoa, Chordata, Mammalia, Afrosoricida, Chrysochloridae. The coding region runs from base 1 to 1578 and encodes 525 amino acids. Gene Ontology annotation, molecular function: alpha-tubulin binding.